GGAGCUAUAACAUCCACACAAGCUGAGGGCAAGUAUGAUAGGGUUUUGCCUGCUGUUUCCAUGCCAACCAAACUUCCAACCAAUCAGCAUGCUCCAUCCAUGGGAAUGCUUCACCCAUCUUCAACCCUGCUUGCUGUUUUGAGUGCUUAUCAUUUCAAAGCUUCUUACCUCUCCUCUGAUUGGCCUGAUUCUGCAAGAUUUGCAUCACUUCAGCCAAUGACUGCUGUUUUUUCAAAAGUUUCCAAUUUGCAUGCAUUACUGGGCUUUGGGACUGUAUCUAAAACUUUUGUGCAUGAAACUGUUGAGCAGCUUUUUGCUUUACAAACUGCUUUGAAUUCAUCAUUUAAACCUGACUUUCAUCUUAAAGCUUUAAAGCAUGACAGCUAUCUAAUCACUUCAAGAAUGCAAUCUACCCCUUUGAACUGUCCAAUGUCAUCAAGGCUACUAUCUUCCCCAAUGAACUGUCCAAUCAGAGCUGCCAUAACAAACCUUCAUUCAUCAAGCCAGCCAAUCAGAACACCAGUACAUAUCCAAACAUGUCAAACACCAUAUUCAAACAUCACAAAUCUCAAACUCAUUUCAUCUUUCUUCAUACACACCAAUACCAGACAACAGAAAAUUGCACAAGAAACACAACUUUCACGCCGUGGCCCAUUACUUUCCUGCAGUAGUGGUUUUGAAUAUGAGUUCACUAAUGCUUCACUUGGAGACAAUCUAUUUCUAACCUUUUCUAUUUUUGACCCACUAACAAUUCUGAGUUCUGAAGCCUGUUGUACCUCUCUAUCUGGUUCUGUUAAUGUUUGUUUUGCUCUAACUACAAAUGGAAUGACUAUGCAUACUUCAUGUAGCUCUACCCAAUGGUGUGUAUGCUGUAUCCUUUACUGCUCUAAAUACCAUUCUGUUUUUAAUCUUACUAACAUUUCAUUAGUGACAGUGCCAUUCUGCCUGCUUUAUUCAAACCAUCCCCGCAUUAAUGCACCUUUUGCCUCUGUCUAUUCCAAGACUUCACUCUUCCUCAUUGAUCCAUUGCAUCAGAACUUAUCUUUUGUAGAAGAGAAUGGAUGUGUUAUCGGUAACAGUAUCCUCUCCCUCCAGACAUUGCCAGUCAGAGAGGUAAUGACGGUGACCCCUGGACCCUUAUUAAGGAUAAUUGCCGCUUCAAUGACAAAACCAGAUCACAAUCGAUCAGUCUCUGUUGCAAUCCUGACACCUGCUCUUCUCCGUACCGCUUCAGAGUCCCGGGGCAGUGGCUCUUCUUGGCUUUCAUCAGCAACCACUUUGCAAUCCUACCAUUCAUUCGAUCUGUCACCACCUCGUAGCUUUGGCUGCUCGACUGCUACCCAGUCCAGUCAAAAGCCGCCUCUAGUUCUCCCAUCGAGUCCAUCUCGUGUUCCAAGUUUGCAGAUGUACGUAUGCCCAGUGCCCCUGGAAUUAACGUCACACCUAAAAAACACAAAUUUGUUAUCAAAUUUCAGUUCAGGACAGAGUGUGACCUCUUUUCCUGUAUCGAUGUCAUCUUUUGGAACGACCCUGUCAUUUGGAAUUACUGUAGGGUAUAGUUCAUCACUUCUGCCUGACUUAACUCCAGUAUUCAGACUAAUGAAAAAUUUAGAAGGUGCUCUCAAAAUACUGUCAUUUCCUUAUGAAAUGGGAUUGGAAGCUAUGUUUUUGAGAACAUCUGUCCCAUUUAUAUUUGAGCAGGGAGUAUUGUUCCCAUGUGAUUGGGUUAUAAAGAAUCCUUCACCCCACCUAACCAACGUUUUAUUGUCAGUUUUCGCAUUCAAAACAGAUAACUUCAAGGACAAUGCCUCUCCUGAUACUAUUCUUACAACGCAAAGUACUGUCUUGCAUCAUAUCGAUACAUGUUUGGGAAUAAUCACCCCAAAUUUGUCAGUAGACAAUCCCAACACUACACUGCUGAUUAAUGCUUUCCAUAUUGGCAUUGCCAAGUCAACGACUUCAUGUACAUUGACUGUGCCAUCUUUUGAGAAAUCUGUUGUAGGUCUUCCGAUGCCGUCACGGUCAAGACGGCCAGGUUUGUUGUUUCAGUCACCAGAUCCAAUCCAAACCUUCCACCUUCCAAUCUCGCCACCGUCAGCCCUAUCUCUAUUCAGUCAAUCACCUUGGCAUUAUUUACCUGCCUCGGUUUCCAUGGCAACCCAAUCCAUAGACGCUUGGGAAAUCAUUUAUUCUGUGCUGAGUGUGUUUAACACUUCUGGCACUUUGAUAGAAGCAAACCAGUUUUAUGACAGAGUCGUGAUGGGUGUGAGAGUGUUGCUCUCGCGCAAAGUCAAAAUAUAUGGCUAUUUCACGAAACCUUUUACCUCCAACUUACUCUAUUUCUUCUCAAUAUUCUUUUUAAUGAGGCUUCAUUCACCCCGUUCAUCAUUUUCAAAAUUGUCUUCUCUUUCUCAUAUGCUUUUUCCCUCCCUUUCUCUUCUCUCGCUUUCAUUCCUGUCCAUACCUUUUCUUUCUUUCCUCCCUGUUACGUCAGGUUUAUCAUCCUCCCAUUUUAAGAUUUCCACUCCUAAUUCUCUAACUGCCAGUCUGAAGGCGGUGAAUUCCACACAUGUCUCGACUUCCCCUUCGAUGUCCUUCCCCUCACCAACCCAUCACACGGAUUCAUUUCACGCACCAAUCUCCACAUUAGCAAGUCCGGGUGUGAACGAUUCCCACGGGAGCCACGGAUUACCUGAAAUUACCUCGGUAAUUGCAACACCUUCCCGCUUAUACCCGGACGGUAACUCAAGCUCCUUGUCUGCGUCGGCUUAUGCAUCAAUAAGCCCCGUUUCCGCUCAACAUAUGAACCACUCCACAGAGGCAUCGCUUCAUCCGUCCAUGCGGGACCCUUCUCUAUUAUCUCUACCUAUUUCAAGAUUGAGUUUGGAUUCCCCUGGCUCAGCCGCGCAUGAAACCGUUUCAUUACAUCUUACUUCGGCCUCACCGGUCCCAAGUUCACGACGAGAUACCAUGAAUAAUCUCUUACAGCUGUCGGACAUCUCAAUGUCAACGCCCCAAGCGUCGUUGAGCAUUAUUACCCCAACUGCCUCCUCUCAUACUUCCUCUGCUACGCUGCAUGCAUACUCUAACAGUAACAUUUCUGUCAGUGACCCUCUUUCUUCUGGCUUAGUUACACCAUCUCUUCCUUCAAGCUUUCCAGAUGCAUUUCCAACCUCUUUUAUGAAUGUAGAAAGCCACCCAUCAUUCAGUUUGCAUGCAUCAUCUAAGCUGAAUACUCCAUUGCACCACAUUUCUGCUAAUGCUGAUUAUACGUCAUCAUUUGUAACAAUGAUACAACACCCGCCUUUAUCAUCAUUAAUGCGAUCCUUUCUUAGUGAUGCACAUAUUUCUUCUACAUCUCAUUUUCAAAUAACAAGCCAAUCCUUAAUUCAGCAUAUGUUCAUAGAAAGUGUAACUUCGCCAUGGCUGAUGCACCCGUCCUCCACCACACCGUAUGGGCUUUCUUCUGCUGCGUCCUCCAAAGAAAUCAUGCAUGCAUCAAUUGCAUUAUCAUCUGUAUUGCCUGCCAGCAUCUCCCCAUAUACCCACCACUUUUCUGUGCAAUCAUUGCAUUCAUCCUGGCCAUCAUCACAUGCAACCUUGUCAUCAUCCUAUUCAGCUUUGAGAUCAUCACAUUCAGCUUUACAAUCAUCAUAUUCAUAUUUACCCUUAUCAUAUUUACCUGUUUCAUAUUCCUCUUUGUCAUCAUCACAUUCACCUUUAUUAUCAUUACAUUCACUUUUGUCAUUAAAUUCACCUUUGUCAUCACUAAAUUCACCUUUGUCAUCACUAAAUUCACAUUUGCCAUCAUCACAUUCAUUUUUGCCAUCAUCACAUUCACAUAUACCAUCAUCACCUUCAACUUUGCCACCAUCACAUUCAUAUUUGACAUCAUUGCAUUCACCUUUGCCAUCAUCUCGUUUAAUUUUGCCUUCAUUACAUUUACACUUGCAAUCAUCACAUUUACAUUUGCCAUCAUCACCUUCAACUUUGCUACCAUUCCAUUCAUCUUUGACAUCAUUGCAUUCACCUUUGCCAUCAUCACAUUCACAUUUGCGAUCAUCAUAUUCACAUUUGCAAUCAUCACAUUCACUUUUCCCAUCAUUGCAUUCACCCUUCUCAUCACAUCAACAUUUGCCAUCAUCACUUUCAUCUUUGCCUCGUGAUACUGAUAUGACUUCCUUUGCAUCAAUUGAUCCGAUGUCACUUGUCUCAUUUAUGCCUCCAAUAAUUUCCUCAUCUCCCCACAACUCACAUCCACCCUACCCAUCACAAACUACCAUCCUGGAUCGCAUCACUCCAGUCACCACCUCUCCUUUAUCCUUUCUCCCCAAUAUAGGAUCAGUCACCACUUCCUCACCCAGCCUUGCCUCUGCAUCUCUCCCAUCACGUUUACCUUCCAAUGAGACUGAAUCUAUUAUCACCAUGGCAACCCGUAUGUUGCCAUCAACAUCCACAUCUUUGAUUAACCCCUCCAGUCUGGAUACCAGUUUAGAGUCUACUGCUAUCAUGAACUCUAUGAAUACUUCUGAAGCACUGUCCAGCAUGACUUCUAGUACACUUAGCGCCUUCUCAAAGCUUGAUGUAGUAUCGCCAUCUAGUGCAAACUUUUCUGAUGCAUCUACUGUGCUUGAAACUGUUUUGUUUACUCAGACCUCAUUUGACUUUGUGACACCUUCUGACACUGCUUCCACUAGAUCUGAUAGUGUACAAGUCGAUCUUACUAUUUCCGAUCAUUCCUCAUUUGUUCGGAUGAUUGAUUCGACCGCCCUGAUUUAUUCAACUUUAACACCUUCAUUUGUAACACCUUCCUUUGACGCAUCAUCAUUAGUGCCUCCAGAGCCUUCAUUCUCUACCUUAACACCAACAAAAUACCUUACUUCAGUGUAUGAUUCUGACACCUUGAUAUCAACACCUUAUUUUGUAGAUAGUUUAACCAUCGUUAGUACACUAACACAAUAUUAUGAUAGUGAAACAGCUGUGCCUUCUAACAUUUACACUAUGGAAUCCACAGGAUCCAAUUUUUCCCAUCCUGGGAGACUAACACCAAUACCAAGUACACCAAUACAAACACCAUACACAACAACACCAGAACAUGAAACACUGUUACCUACACAAAUAUAUACUCAGUCGACAUCCUUUUCUCAAUUGCUUAUUCAAACACCAACACCUUCAUUAUCAUCUUGGAUGAAUGUAUCCUCAAGCCUGCAACCAUCUAGUGUUUCCUUAAUGCAUAGCAUGCCUGACACCCUGUCAACCCCAUCUGUUAGUGAUACCGCGUCGCUGCAAACGACUUUCCCAUCAUCAUUCCUUGAUAGUACUCCCUUGCUGAUCAGCUCGAUGACUGAUUAUGUGAUUAUGUCCUCUGGAGUUACAAUAACUAGCAUGCCAAUUGAUGUGUCUAUUGAAACAUCUUCAUCUGUCAUUAUGCCGGAUGUUUUACAUUCUGACUCUGUGGAUACUCUUUCAUCAACAGAUGGCAUUUUGACAUCCACCUCAUUACCGUUGUCAACGGCAACCGCAUCACUGGUCCCUCUCCAGACAUCUACUCCCGCAUCAUCUAUGCUUUCUCCAAUGAUAUCAACAGAACUGUCAAACACUAGUACUGAAGUUUCACGAACUUUGCAUAGUUUUUCAACACCGGAGACGAUAUCAGCAAUUGUUCAAACACCUAUUCUUUCAUCAUCAGUGCAAUCUAUGAGCAGCGUGCAAGCAAAUGAAAGUAUGCCUUCAUUAUCAUUAUUAACUAAUUCAAGUACACUUCAGGAAGACCUGUCAUCAACCUAUGCAAUCAUGCCCAGUGAUGUAAUCUCUCAGACCAUGAUGCAAACUAUCAUCACCUCUUUUGUAAAUUCCUCCCAAAGCGAAAUCAUGCCAUCUCCCUCGAUUUACAUACCAAUGCAAUCAUCUGUUUUUAAUUCAACAAUGCAGUCAUUAAUAGAUUCCUUGUUAAGCUCAGUAGCUAAUCAAACUGGAAUGUUGCCAAUGCAGGCAUCAACUGCAGUGGUUGGAAGUGACCAUGUUGCUAGUACCCUUGCCUCAAGUGCAAACAUGUCAUCAGUUUCUUUGUUGCCAAUGCCUUCUGCCGGUCAGAUGACUAUGGUAACUUCUGUUGCAAUGGAAUCUUCUACAGCUCUUGUGAACAAAAGUGAUUCUCUGUUCCCCACUUCAUCAUCUGGUUUUGAUUCAGUAUCAUCAAGUAUAGUUGCCAUGGCAACUGAAAUGCCAUUAUCCUCCCCGGGGAUGAUUUUCCCAACUCCAAAUAGCACAUUAUCAUCAGACUUUCCUGGGUUGAAUUCAACAAUACCCACCCCAAGUCUUCCAUUCAUGCCAUCGUCCAGUUCCUCCUUACCUCCCAACUCUACACUCCACUCAGGAGCAUCCGCAACCCCUAUAGUGACCGUCUCUUCUCUCUCACCGGUGACUUCUAUUUUGUCCACUCCAUCAAUGUCUCUGGUUUCCUCAAGUUUACCUACAACUGCAGUUUCUGUGGAAAUCCUAUCCACACCCUUGGUUUCCUUGAGCACCCCUUCUGCUUCAGUUUCAGUGAGUUCAGUGUUUGUACCUACUUCACCAACCUCCCAAACAAAUUUGUCCACCACCGAUACAACUCCUGUGGUUGUUUCUACCGCAAACCAAUCUCUUUCAGCAGAGCCAACAACAGUUGUGAUGAACGCAUCAUCGGUGACUCCUCCAACAAGUUCACCCAAUGCUGAUAAUGUGACGGUCAGCCCUCACACAACGGGUGCGGUAGUGUCUCCGGAGACUUCCUCAAUGACUUCUGGAGUGUCCACUUCCUUGAACUACACUUUGACCACCACUCCUGCAACCAAUGUGACAACAACUCAAACUGGUACAUCAACACCAACAACACCAGUGACCACUCCCAUGGACACUACUGAGGCCACAACCCCAGAAGCAACAGUUCCACCAACUACCUCUACCACAAUCUCUCCCACAACUCCUGUUGAAACAACAACACCAACAGUGGUCACCGCAAACCAAGAGGUUACCAAUUCUUCAACUGAACCCAGAACCACGCAGACAAGGACACCAACUCCAUUUGAUACAUCCUUUGCUACCAGGCCCUAUUGGCUAACAAUGGGUCUUGCCAUUGAUGAAAACAUAAACGUCAACGCUCCUUCGUACAUUGAAGAGAUGGAGGGUAACCUUGCAGAUAUGUACGUGGAGGCUAAUCGCCGUAGCAACCAGAGAAUGGUGGAGAUGGAGCAGCUACUGGAUCAGCUGGAUCCCGAGAGGAAUCCUGCAGUGGAUCCAGGUGGAGCCAGGAGAAAGAGAGCAGUGACUGUGAACACAAUAACGGCACAGAUAAUAGACAUGACCCGACUCACCAACCCCACCGAUGUCGAACUGACUUUCUACAUAGUGGAGGAAGGUACCAAACUUCUCUCGGGGGAGGCCAAGACGGUGCUGGAUGAGCUCACCCUCCAAGAGAUGACCCUGUAUAUGGCUGUCCCAGUCAACAGUCCACCUAUUGAGGUUGUACCAUCAACCACAGUCAUGCCAUCGGCCGAGCCUCCGGCCCGCCUGUGGAUCAUUGCGGCAGUUCUCGUUCCAUUGGCUCUACUGCUCUUCUGUUGCCUCUGCUGCUGUUGCUGCUGCUGCGGGCGCAAACCCAGGAAGGAAGACGGUCCCAUGGAUCCCGAUACAUUCAAGAUGCUCCAGUUCAAGGCAAAAUAUCCAUAUAGACAGUACCCUGGCAGCCCUCAGGACCAGCAUCUCCAACCAGUCCCGCGAGGGUUUGAUGUGGUCAAACAAGAUUAUGCUAACAAUGCGUUUGGUAUGGAGGCAGGCAUGGCGGAGGGGAAGCAGCAAAUUGAAGAAGAAGCUGAGAUGAUGAUACAGAGAGAGCUACCGAGAAGAACGGUUGAGGGUCAUGUAUCACCUGUCCUUCACACCAGAAACCAGUACCCCAUCGGACAGUCACCGACCCCCAGUGGGACUUCUAGCUCUUCCCUGGUACCACCUCUACCUGUAAAGCAAACCAAAGGUCACCAGAGGGUGAGAGAUGGAAGUACUAGUGGAAGUGAUACGGGGGAGGAGCUCUACAAACAGAGGAGAGAGUACAUGGCCGCUCAGGAUGAGAUCAGUAAAGUACUAGAACCGGAGUUAUACUCAUCACAGGGGAGAAAAAGGUACAGUAGGGGGUGCUGUCCUCAAAGGGAGUUUGGGGGACUGUAGAAUUAGACGUAGACCAUGGUCUUACUUUGUGCUAAAA
Molecule: messenger RNA, 8239 nt
Organism: Lytechinus pictus (painted urchin)
Lineage: Eukaryota; Metazoa; Echinodermata; Echinoidea; Temnopleuroida; Toxopneustidae
Exons: 7
Coding region: 61-8202 (2713 amino acids)
Source: RefSeq, a predicted model, not a curated record